AUGCGCCUCUCUCUCCUUGCCGGCCUGGCAUCCCUGGCCUCCAGUGUCACGGCCACCGCCCUGACCUACCAGCUCCAAGCACACGAGACGGCAUGCUUCCACGCCGAUGUUGAAGAGGCCAACGCCAAGGUGGCCUUUUACUUUGCGGUGCAAUCUGGCGGGUCUUUCGAUCUUGAUUACUCGGUCACCGCACCCGGCGGCAAGGUAGUUAUGGAUGGAACGAAAGAGCGACAGGGCGAUUUUGUUUUCACGGCCCAGAGCUCGGGCGAGUAUACGUUCUGCUUCAACAACGAGAUGUCGACCUUUGCCGAGAAGCUGGUUGACUUUGAGAUUUCGGUUGAGAACGAGCAACGCACCCAGCUGCCCUCCCGCCAGGGCGCCACCCCCGAACAGACCACCAGCCUCGAGGAGUCCAUCUACAAGCUGUCCGCUCAGCUCUCCACCAUCUCUCGCACCCAGAAGUACUUCCGCACUCGUGAGAACCGCAACUUCAGCACCGUCCGGAGCACCGAGCGCCGCAUCUUCAACUUCAGUGUCAUCGAGGGUCUGAUGAUGGUGUCGAUGGCCGGGCUGCAGGUCUUUGUCGUGCGCUUCUUCUUCCAGGGCGCCCGGAAAGGCUACGUGUGA
Molecule: messenger RNA, 627 nt
Organism: Penicillium alfredii
Lineage: Eukaryota; Fungi; Ascomycota; Eurotiomycetes; Eurotiales; Aspergillaceae
Product: p24 family protein
Exons: 4
Coding region: 1-627 (208 amino acids)
Biological process (GO): protein retention in ER lumen; endoplasmic reticulum to Golgi vesicle-mediated transport; intracellular protein transport
Cellular component (GO): endoplasmic reticulum; Golgi apparatus; COPII-coated ER to Golgi transport vesicle
Source: RefSeq, a predicted model, not a curated record